Molecule: messenger RNA, 2347 nt
Organism: Aethina tumida (small hive beetle)
Lineage: Eukaryota; Metazoa; Arthropoda; Insecta; Coleoptera; Nitidulidae
Product: zinc finger FYVE domain-containing protein 1
Exons: 7
Coding region: 225-2177 (650 amino acids)
Molecular function (GO): metal ion binding
Source: RefSeq, a predicted model, not a curated record
GCAACGUGGCUUAUUUAUGUUUUUACAGAAGUGUCAAAAGUGUUUGUCAAAUUUUUGUGGAUUCAUGUGGUUUUUGUUAUCAUUUUAAACAACGGAGAACCUUUCAUGUUUGUUAAUAUGAAAUGGUACCUCUUGUCGAACCGCGACGACACGUACGAUUCGAUCGAACCAUCUUUUGUCAGACAACAAACCGUCUGAUUUAAUGCCCUCCACCACCAACACAAAUGCAUUUUCACAAAAUGGGUGACGACACAUUCCUCCAUCCAAGCCAAUUGGACUCAGUCGACCUCACCUUGUCCGAUGGGUGCAACAGUGUGUUGUUAAUCAAUGAAAGUGAAGAACUGUUCUGUAACAAUGAAAAAGAAUUUGUUAGGCAGCUCAAGCUGCCUGAGGACAAGAGAGUGAAAGUGGUGGCUAUUUUUGGCAACACCGGUGAGGGAAAAUCAUACACACUCAAUCAGACUUUUUUUGAUGGAGAGAGGGUGUUUAAAACGUCCCCGGCACAGAACCCAUGCAAUAUUGGAGUGUGGGCUAAAUAUGAUCCCAAGUUGAAUGUGAUAUGUUUGGAUACUGAAGGAAUGCUAGGUAUUACGCGCAAGAACCAGCAACGCACUCGUCUCCUGCUGAAGAUCCUCGCCAUCUCAGACAUCGUGAUUUAUCAGACGCGUGCGCCACGCCUCCACACCGACAUGUACUCGUUCCUGCACGGCGCCUCGCAGGCCUACAACAAACACUUCAGCCACACUCUCACCAAGGUGCUGGAGGAGGCGGACACCGCGAUGGAGGUGAACUCGCUGGGACCGGCGGUCAUCGUGUUCCACGAGACGCAACACACGGACACUUUAGAUGAAGGCAGCACUGUGAUGGAGUCCGCCGAGGAAAAACUGCGGGGCACGUUCAAGGAGCUGGGCUUGGACAUCAGCGCCUUCAGUUCGGUCAAGUACGUCGGCCUCAAGUCGCUUCAUCAGCCCACCAAGUUUGAGAAGCUCAGGGACGCUCUGAAGAAGGAGUUGGAGAGCAACGACGUGCGCACGCCCAGGAAACCAAUGUACAUUUAUUUGAUGUUGAAGAGUCUGAACGACAAGUUUCGUAAUGCACUGUCGGAAACGUCGCCGGACGUGUACUGGUCGUCGUUCUUUACGUGCCAAGAGAAGUGCCAGUCCUGCAAAACUGGUUGCACGCUUUCGAUGGGCCACAAAGAGGAAGGCGAGCCGCACUCCAGUCCGGAGAAGUGCCAGUUCCAGUAUCAGUUUCAAAACGCCGUCGAUUUGUGCAAAAUGUGUUUGAAGAGGGGCAUCAAAAACGUGGUGAAACGCAGUUACCAGUCGGCCAAUGAAAGUUCUUGGUCGUCUUAUUUGAACUACGUUUGGUCUGGGUACAUUCUGGAGUGUCCUAGGUGCGGGGAGAUUUACAGAAGCCGCCAGCAUUGGUACGGCAACAAAACGCCUGAAGAAUGUGGCGUCGUUGAUCAGGAGAAUGUACAUAUUUGGUCUGGAGAUAAAAUGUAUUUUCAGGAACGCACCCUAUUCGGAUCUCAAAACACGGCCCAGAAGGUGAUCGACAGUGUGUCAUCGUUCUCGGACGUGGUCGCAAGCGUCGGAUCUCAACCCACCCAGGUAUUGGGUGAAUGGAUGACUGACAAGAUUAAUCCCAGUUUUUGGCGACCUAACCACGAAAUAAAGGCUUGCUUCAGGUGUCAGAAAACGUUCCUACCCCUUCAAAAAAAGCACCACUGUCGCGCCUGCGGCGAAGGCUUUUGCGGGGAUUGUUCGUCGAAGCGGCAGACGGUACCCAGUAAGGGUUGGCACCAGGAAGUACGCGUCUGCGACGGCUGCUAUCGCGAGGAACCGCCUAGCUUAAGUCACGCCACCGACGGCACCGAGAACAGGGCCAGGGUGAUCGGUGAAACUGUGAUGAGUUCAAUGUCGGCGGUUAAAUCCGUGCUGAACGUCUCGAAGGACUUCAUCAAGGAUUCGGUGCGUCCGGCGUACUGGACGCCGGACAGCGAGUGCGUGCGGUGCUGCGUCUGCGAGAAACCUUUCGACGACAAAAGGAUCUUGCACCACUGCAGGGAUUGCGGCAAGGGGGUUUGCGAUGUUUGCUCUCAGAACAGGAGGUCCGUGCCGUUGCGUGGGUGGACCACGCCGGUACGCGUUUGUAACAAUUGCUGCUGCUGACAACGCAGCUAGUGCCGCCAGGUACAUUUUUAUAUACUCGUAUGUUAUUAAUAAAAGUUUUUGCUAGUGAGUUAUAUAUUUUAUAUUAUCAGUUUUUGGUGCAAUAUAUAUUCUUUAUUCGUACUUGUUAUUUGAGAAUUUUUUGAGAAUUAUAGAGAUGCUGUAACAAG